UAAUGUUCUCGUCAAAAUGCAUGUGUUUAUGUGUGCUGUAGUGGGAUGUCAUACAAGAUUAUAAUGACACAGUGGUUACCAUAUGUGUAUCUUGGGUUGAUAUCAAUUUCACCUUGUUGUGGGUUUUGGUGUUGGAAAAUAAUUUUUAGAGCAUAGUUUGUCAAUCUUUUGUAAUCAGUUAAUUCAGUUAAAAACAAAAAGAUAUUGAGCAGGUUCAAAGUUUUGUCAUGGUUUAUAUAUUAUGCACCCAUAUGGGAUUUACGCAAAAAAGUACACUUGAUAACCUGUAUUUUCCAGAUGGAAAAUUAAUAUGAAUUUACAAAGCAAUAAUUGAUAGUUACCAAAAAGGACUUUAAAAAAAUGCCAAGUAAAGGAUUUAAGUCAAAACUACAGGAAUGACUUUACUAUUGGAAAGAAAGAAACUUUCUGUGUGAAUUUAUGAAAGAUCAGCUUACGUGUAUACAUAUUAGCCAUGGAAACAGACAUGAUUCACAUAGUGCAAAGACAGGAUUCAGGACCUGAUCUGUACCAAGCCAUGGAGUGUAAGAUUGACCUAAAGACGUAUUCGUCACCGUAUGGGAAUAUUUUUGAAAGUUGCGAGGAAACUUAUGCUCAGGUCGUGUAUGAAACCGAGCUUGCCCUGGAUCUCGGUCAGAAACCAAAACUCAGUGAGAAGGGAAGCAGUGGAUGUUACUUUGUUUAUAAUAGACUUGGAAAAAUCAUUGCAGUAUUUAAACCCAAAGAUGAGGAACCCUAUGGCCAAUUGAACCCAAAGUGGACAAAAUGGCUGCACAAGCUGUGUUGCCCAUGCUGUUUUGGACGCAGUUGUUUGGUUCCCAACCAGGGAUACCUAUCUGAGGCCGGGGCCAGUCUUGUAGACAAGAAGUUGCAGUUAAAUAUAGUCCCUACUACAAAGGUUGUAAGGCUGUCCAGUAGAACGUUCAACUACAAUGCUAUUGACCGUGCCAAAGCAACCACAAAGAAAAACAUCGCAGAAAACUUCCCACAGCUUGGCAAGCGCUUUCAUAGAAUAGGCCUUCCACCCAAGCAAGGGUCAUUCCAGCUCUUCGUUAACGGGUACAAGGACGCAGACUAUUGGUUGAGACGCUUCGAUUACGAGGCAAUUCCAGAAUCCACAGCUCGCAAAUUUCAGACUUUGUUUGAACGCCUAGUUAUUCUAGACUACAUUAUUAGGAACACAGAUCGUGGUAACGACAACUGGUUGAUAAAAUAUGAAAUCGCCCAGGUUGACACUGACAAUUCUAAAGGGGACAGUGACUGGAACAUGGUGGACAAUCCAGAUAUCUCCAUAGCAGCCAUAGACAACGGGCUCGCAUUUCCCUUUAAACAUCCUGACGAAUGGAGGGCGUACCCGUAUCACUGGGCGUGGCUGCCCCAGGCCAAGGUUCCGUUCUCCCAGGAGAUCAAGGACAAGGUGCUACCCCAGCUCUCGGACAUGAACUUUGUACAGGAGCUAUGUGAUGACUUGUACAAACUCUUCAAGACUGAUAAGGGAUUUGACAGAUCCACCUUUGACAAGCAGAUGUCAGUCAUGAGGGGACAGAUUCUCAAUCUAACGCAAGCAUUGAAGGAUGAUAAGUCGCCAGUACAGCUUGUGCAGAUGCCUGUUGUUACAGUGGAACGUAACCGCUCGUCCAGUGGGCGACUCCGCACUGAUAGUGACUCAUACACACAGAGCUUCUCACAUAGAACUCCAUUCUUUUCAUGGUGCUGAGAAUUGUCAUUGUUAUGAAAAGUGUUCCAGUGCAAGUUUACAAUGUUUUUGAUGGAUAUAUUAUUGAGAAUGAAUCGAGGCAUACAACAAACUCUGAGGGGUAAAGGGAGCUUUAUUCUUUAAAACUAACUUACAAACUCCUUCUAAUUUGAAGCCGAAUAUUGAGUUAAAUCAUACUCAGAAAUACGCAUUUCAAUAGUAUGCAUAGAAUUCAUGUAAAAUACAUAUACAGUGUAUCAUAAAUUUACUAUGCAUAAUCUUAUGUAAUAAACCGUUGUACAUAGCAUAGUUCAAAAUGUCCAAAUUUCAAACCACAUAGCUAAUAAAAAAUAGUGGAAAAAACGAGGAAAAACAGGGGUAAACCACUCCACUGACUAAGAAGCCUGCUCCCUGUAACCUACAGGUCAUGACCUCGUCACAUUAUGUUUGUCGAGCUACAUAUAUUUAAUCAAUAUUUAACCUUUCCCACUCGGAAGCAACGUGAAAAUGUUUAUUCGCAAACAGCAUAAAACUAGAACAGCCUGCGAGUUACUUCAGGUGUCAUGCUUUUUGCUGCUCAUCAGUAUCUAAGGGUUGGAAAUGAAGCCUUUAAACCAUGAAUCUAGUUAGAAAGAUCUUUAAUUAAGUUUAACUUUCCAAGGAUUACAAAUGCGUCAACAUAUGAUCUUUAGAAGUGGUAAAGGGUUAAAUAGCAUCUGCCACAUAUAUUUUUAGUAUGACUUAAAGUAUACUGGUGUAGAGCUUCUAUGGAUGUGUUUUUUUGUUUGUUCGUUCCUUCGCUUUUGUUGUAAUAUGAGUUUAAUCCAAAUUUGCUAGUUUUAGAGAACAUCAAAUGUGCUUCAACAAAGCUAAAACCUUAACAUUGACUCUAACAUCAAAGUGCUUCCACCUACAACUUUGAAACUUCAUAUGUAGAUGCACCUUGAUGAGUUCUACAUGCCACACCCAUUUUGGGGUCACUAGGUCAAAGGUCAAGGUCACCGUGACCUCUAAAAAAAAAUCAACAAAAAUCUGACAAUCUUUAAUUUAUUCAAAACUGCAUCCGCAGCCGAGCGUUAUGAGUAAUCUUGUUCUGUAUCAAUUGCAGGUGCAUUUUUCUGUAACAAUUGCAGGUGCAUUUUUCUGUAACAAUUGCAGGUGCAUUUUUCUGUAACAAUUGCAGGUGCAUUUUUCGGUAAACUGUACUAAAGAGUUGCAGUUCUCAUCUGAAAUAUAGAAAUGUGAAAAGCAAGUAUAAUUCAUUGUGUGACAUACAUGUUCUUGGAUCAGUCCACUGGUAAGAGUUUGUCAUUGAAUUAAUGCAUAUUUGAUUGUGGGAAAUAAUCGUUUUCUGUCAGGGACAGCUAAGCUCGUUAUCAUACCGAUCAUGGAUGCAAGGAAGGUAAUGAACUUCUUGUGCUUUCUUUUAAAGUGUUCAAAUGAAUAUACAAGUGCUACACAGAUAUGAUUCUGGAUCCUGUGUUACGACAAAUGUAUGUUACAAAACAUUUGUUUAAAAAGCCGAAAUGUUUUUAACAAAAUUCAGUCCUAAUUUAGUCUUGUAAUAAUUAAGAUCUUUAAUAACAUAGGGACACAAUGUUAUAUAGCUGUAUUUUUCUUGCUUACGUCAUUUGUUCACAUUUCUGCUAAGCUCCAGUUGCGGAAUGAGUGCUAUUUUUAUGCUACCUGUGUCUUAUUAUUUGUUGCUUCUUAAUACAUCUGUAUGUUAAUAUCACCAUGGCUAUUUCUACCAAGUGGUCAGAACGUUUUUACCUGCUCAAAACAAUGUAAUGCAUUUAUCCAAGUCUUUGUGUUUUUAUGUCCCCCAACACUAUAGUGGGGGACAUAUUGUUUUUGCCCUGUCUGUUGGUUUGUUUGUUUGCCACAACUUUAACUUUUGCCAUAACAUUUGCAAUAUUGAAGCUAGCAACUUGAUAUUUGGCAUGCAUGUGUAUCUCAUGGAGCUGCACAUUUUGAGCAUUGAAAGGUCAAGGUCAUCCUUCAAGGUCAAAGGUCAUGUAUAUGGGGACAUAGUGUUUCACAAACACAUCUCUUGUUUAGUUUAUGUUCACACUUGACAUCAUGUCAUUUGUUUGCAUGUACUAUUUGUUUAAUCCUUUUCUUCUCAUUUCCUCCAUGUUUUACAGACAGGUACAUAUAAUAAUACAACUGUAAUAAAACUAAAUCAAUUGCGUUGCAGUUACAUAUAUUAUUCUCUUAGAAGGUCGCCAUGAUACAUUGUUAUAAUGCUCUGAAACUUUUCACACACAAAUGUAUACUUUGAUUGCCUUGAAAAAAAAUUAAAAAAACUGCGGGGGGGGGUGUUUUACUUUUCUGUUAUUUCACUUAUUUGUGUACUAUACAUUUUCAAUUAGCAGUAUAUUUGCAUGUGAGUGGAUUUAACAAUCUAAUUUGACAAUCACUUGUUUACAUUACACUUUUUUCUCUAUUCUAUUAACUUAAAUAAGAUGUUACAGAUAAUACAUUUAUAAAAGGCAAACAAAUGUGUGCAUGUGUUUUUGUUUUUUAAUUCAAAUUCAUAUGUUCAAAAGCAUUGAUUAUGAAAUCAUUGCUUGACAAUUAUUGUCCUUAUAUAACUGAUAAAUUUUUUCAUUAAAAGGUUUAAUGGGCACAUCUGCAAUACUUUGCAUCUUGAUAGACACAAUAUAAAAGUUAAUUUUUGUAUGUUAUGUAUUUACAGAAACGUUAAAACACUUGCUUGUACUCGCAUUGUUCAUGACUGUAUUUCAGGGUACAUUUUGGCUAUCUCAACUACUCCUGUAACUAUUCUUUCUGAGCCUGUCUUAGUGUCAUCAGUGACCAUUGUUUGUCAAAUGUUAUGUUAUAUGUUUAGAUGCUUAAAGAAGACCACCAGCUUAUUUAUAAAUAUUUCUUUUUCAUAAUGAAUACUGUAGUUAAUGGACAAGAAUGACAUUAUGUUUAUUUAUAAAACAUUGAUAGAAUAAUUUGUUGUUGUUUUUUUGUAUAAAUUAAGAACAAAUUAACCCUUUAAAAAAAUAUCAUGAGCAUUGAUAUUAUUGAGCAGGAAAGCUGUUGUUUCAGCUUGACAUUUAUAUAUAAUUAAACACACAUGAUUUACACUUCAAAUCCUUUUUUGUCUUAAUUUCAUAACCAAAAUAUUUGGUUUGAAUUCUAUUCAUUGCUUAGUUACAAUUAUGUUGAAGCAUAUUUUGUUAUGUUAAAAAAGUGUUCUCAUUACCUAUGGAUUUAUGUGUAGUGGAUUAGAAGGGAAGUAUGCAUGUUGACUUUGUACAAUCUUAAAUGUAUGAAAAUAAUAUUGUGAUUGAAUCAAGAUACUGAUAUGAAAUAUGUUUGUUAUUUAUUUCCUUGCAUAAUAUGUGCAAUAAAAUAAUUAUUUAAA
Messenger RNA from Dreissena polymorpha, 5096 nucleotides. RefSeq names its product phosphatidylinositol 4-kinase type 2-beta-like. Gene Ontology annotation, biological process: endosome organization; Golgi organization; phosphatidylinositol phosphate biosynthetic process. Bases 473 to 1735 code for a protein of 420 amino acids. Gene Ontology annotation, cellular component: trans-Golgi network; plasma membrane; endosome. The record is from RefSeq and is a predicted model, not a curated record. Gene Ontology annotation, molecular function: 1-phosphatidylinositol 4-kinase activity. The transcript is spliced from 9 exons. NCBI's taxonomy places the organism in Eukaryota, Metazoa, Mollusca, Bivalvia, Myida, Dreissenidae.